AUGUAAAAAAAUUACAACAAUCACAAUUUUUUAUAAUUCUGCGAUUCGCGGACGCGUUUUCUCUAAAAAUACUUGUUUUGAAAUGAUAAAUAACAGAUGAACUUGCUGAACCUAAUCUAAAUCUAUCUCCUUCACGAAGGAAUGCACCUCCAGUUCGGAUUCCUUAUUCGGCGGCGUUAAUUCAUUGGCCUACAUAUUGGUGCAUUACUUACAAAUGGAAGAAAGUUAUGUGUAUCGACCUGACCAAUUUCCCAAUUCUGUAACGCAAUGCAAGCGGACCAGUUGCUGGAUGUUGACUAGAGUGUAGUUUAGUCGAGGAUCGGUGAUGUAUACUCUAGUGGAGGUGGCAGUAACGGUGGGUGUGCUGGCGGCGCUGGUCUCCGCGCUCACCGCCUGCGUCUGUGGGUGCAAGAACUCCAAUCAGAAAAGUGAGUUGGUUGGGACGGCCGGUGUGGUCAAACUCCGCUUUGACGAGGAGGCCCCGUCCCCGACCCCCACCACGCCUGCUUCUAUCAAUCGAGCAUCAACUCAGAACAGCCACCGCAGCUUGCCAGAGAUCCCGCACCAAGUCGGGAGACAUGACAGCGGAGACACCGCCUCCGAAAUAUAUGCCACUGUUAACAUCGAUAAUGGCACAAAAGUGGAAGCAGAGCCUUCCACCAGCCGCGACCACCCGUACGAGCACGCGUACGCCAAGCUGCAAAAGGAGAGCCAUGUAACUGUGGAAGUGACACCCGAGGUGCGCACGGAGGAUCUGCCGAUCGACGAGAGGGAAGCGUCACAAUCUGGCCCAGAGUCCGUGGUGAUCUCGGCGUCGGUGGCCAUCAGCGGGCAGCUGCCGUCGAGCCAGGAGCUGCCGUACAUCACGCCCGCGCUAGACCACGCGCCACACUUCAGCGGGGACUCCACAGAUUCAGCUAAGGGCUACACAUCUAUCAGCGUGCGAGAGCCGCUAAGCAACAUCCGCGCGCAGGCCGCGCCCGCGCCGCGCGCGCCGCCGCACUACGCCACCGUGUCUGAUGACUCCGACGAGAUGUACGCAGCGAUCGAGGGCGGGUCGGACACGUACGCUCAGAUCGCGGCGCCGGCCGAGGAGCGAGCGCACAACAACCAACUGAUGCCCGACACUAGCGCCAGACGGAGUGCACCUCCAGAGAUGGGGUCUACUGCGAACGGCACGCACUCGCGACAAGGUGAGACUAAGUCACAGCCGGAGUCGACCCCCGAACACAAAUCAUCAUCAUCUAGCUGCACGAACUCUACCGGGGCGCUCGGCUCGCCCAAGCCGGAGAAGAGACAAGCCAACUCGCCCCUCCCGCCGCCCCCGCGCGACCCCCCGCGCCCCCGCAGCCCCCUGCCCCAGGCACUGGCAGUGAAGCAACAGAGGAUUUCUAGUACUGGCGACCUCCACUUCAACCACGACAAGUUGCGGCGCAGUCUCAACGAGAAGCACCAGCGGAACAACAGCUGCGUGAGUUCCUCCGACUUCUACGGAUGCAACUACCCCGUGGACAAGCACCGGUUCAGCUCCGGAGACCUCAUCCGACCGCUAGUCGCCAAGGAACUCAACUUCGACAUAGACACCAACGACGCUCCCACCGACAACCUAUACAACUCUAUAGACGGACCCCACUGCAGUGACUACUCGUCCACAGAACCAAAUACUAGCAUCAACUCGGAACGGGUAACGGAAAGCCCGUCGAGGAAUCUAGAUGAUAUGUAUGCUAAGGUGAAUAAGAAGAGCAAAGGGAAAACGGAUGAAACGAAACGGAAAUCUAAGGACUUAGAUAAUGGUGAGACGUCGAAACUAAGAGGUGAUGAUCCCGGAUACGAGACUAUUGAACGAAAGAAAUCAAUGAAUCACAAUUAUGAAACGAUCGCGCAUAAAGAGAGGAAAAUAUCGCAGAAUCAAGACCCCGGGUACGAAACUGUGAAAGACAUACACAAGUUGGGACCAAACGCGAUUUAUGCUAAUAACAAUUUACUGAACAAGUUAAACCACUUGGCGGAUAGUGGACCUAAUAGCAUGAUAAGCAGUGACCCCGGCUACGAACACAUAUCUAAAAUAAACGAUAACAGUGCAUCGGAUUCGGACCCUAAUUACGAGGUGCUAAGGAACCAACCGUCGACCCCGCCUUACGCGACCAUCGCGCCCAAUUACAAAGUACAACCGACGUAUUCGACGGUCAACAAGAAGGAUAAGUACAGCGAUUGGUCGGCGAAUAACAACGAUGAAGCGGCGAUGGAGCCUCACUACUCGUCGAUGCCACACGAACCGCUCUACACUACAGGCAGCGAGUCAGACCCUAACUACGAGUCAGUCCGCCCGAAGGACCCAAAUUAUGAAUCUGUGAGCACGCAAGACCCUAACUACGAGUCUUUGAGGCUAAAAGACCCGAAGUAUGAGUCGGUGCGUUCGAAAAGCUCGACGAGAUCGAAGGAUCCGAACUACGAGAGCGUGAAGUACUUUGAGCUGUCGAAGACCGAGCCUCCGUAUGAGAAGGUGAAUGCGGGCGCGUCGGGCGUGGAGAGGUCGGACUCGGCCGCCGGGUAUGAGCGUAUCAAUGUGGCCCGGGACCCCCGCAGCAGUAUUAGCAACGGCGGCGGCGUUGAACCCACCGUCAGCGAUUACUUCCAAGUGUGAACCACGAAUUUACACGUUAAAAUUGGGUAAUUUUAACCUUUAGGAUGAGAUUUAGUACUUGUAUGCACCUGUAUUCGUGCCGUUUUACCCGAAAUUUUAGAUGUAAAACUGAUUGUUAGCACAAUUAUACACCGUAUUCCAUUUGGAGUUUAUUUUACAAAACUCUGUUGUAGUUGUAAAGGUGCUGUGGUUGAUCGGCACGUCUUGUAAGACUAUUUGAGAUGUAAUAUAUAAAAGCAUGUUUUAGAAAUAUUAUUAACGCUAUUGACUUUUUACUAGAGCAUUACGUUUUAUUUAUUUUUACUAUUAAUUACUAUCCACAAUGUGUUGUACCUCAAAGAUAGAUAAUUGUUUGAUUAUCUUCGUUAGGUAUCUGUGAUAUAUGAAUAUGGAUAUUGUAUUAAGUUGUUCAUUUAUUAUGUAAACGUUG
Molecule: messenger RNA, 3074 nt
Organism: Plutella xylostella (diamondback moth)
Lineage: Eukaryota; Metazoa; Arthropoda; Insecta; Lepidoptera; Plutellidae
Source: RefSeq, a predicted model, not a curated record